This is a messenger RNA of Phanerochaete carnosa HHB-10118-sp, 826 nucleotides long. RefSeq lists its product as uncharacterized. The record is from RefSeq and is a predicted model, not a curated record. The transcript is spliced from 3 exons. NCBI's taxonomy places the organism in Eukaryota, Fungi, Basidiomycota, Agaricomycetes, Polyporales, Phanerochaetaceae. The coding region runs from base 23 to 559 and encodes 178 amino acids.
GGAGCACUCGCGCAUUGUGGACAUGUAUCUAUGGCUCGAUGCCGUGCUUGAACUUGACAGGAAGAAAUUGGAGAUGUGGGUUCGAAAGGCGAAGCAUCAUGGGUGGUUCGAAGACCCGGAGAUUCAGGCGCAGCUGUACGCGUUCUGCGAGGCCUCACAUGAGACGGAGCGGUAUGAGCCGUUUUGUAAGAUUGCUAACAAGGUUCUCGAGCUCGCGAAGGGGACGCUACUGUCUAGACGCGCAAAAUAUCCGAUCGAAGACUUCACAUUUGUCCGUAACGACCCGUGGUACUUUCUUACGAACGCACUGCAUGGUAUGAACGGAGCGAAGAGAAAACCCGACGUUGUUGGGAUACGCGUUCGGCAUCUGGCGAAUCUCCCGUGGGCUUGGAGUGGACGUCUCUCCUCUACUUCGUCGAGUUCAAAGAGUACCGGAAGAAGAUCAAGGCCAACGCGAGGCACAUUGAACCUCCAAAGCCGCCUGCACCUGCCCCAAAAGCCAAGCCCGGGAGGGCAAGUGUUCGACAGGCCACCGUCGUCAAGGACAACGUCGCAAUGAACACGAGGAAAGUCGGUCGCAAGCGGCUGCUCGACGAGAUGGACGCCGAGGUUUCCGCCGCAAAGAAGCCAAAACUUGACCCGAGCUCGGGACAGUCCCCCGGUGCCGGGAAAUCCGUCGCCACAGACGCACACUACCAGGCCGCGAGCUAUGCGCUCGAAGUCAUGUCUUCCACCAACGGUACUCGUAUACACAGCAUCGGCUCGAUGUUCAAGAGCGACAAGAUCUCCUUCUGGUUCUAUGACUCUUUCGGCAUCGUCAGGACCG